GCUUCCUCCCGGGAGCCGCGGGGAGGGGGCCCAAGGGCUUCUCCUCCCGCCGGGUUAUUUUUUCCGGCCGCUGCUCCAGCGGGGGAGGUGGGAAGAGCCAAAGGCGGCGGUACCCCCUUCCCGCCCCCCCGGCCGCUGCAGCACAUGGGAAGCAAAAGUUUUCCUCCUCCUCCCGCCGCUCCUCCUGCUUCUUCUGCUCCUGUUCUCUCCCCUCCGCCGGCUGCCCUCGCCCCGCAGCCCCCCCGGGCCGCCCCCCGGUCCCCGCAUCCCGAGGAUGCUCCCGCGGCCGCUCCGCUCGGACCCCGGCCGGGAGCUGCGGCGCUCCCCGAUGGACAGCCGGGAAUAGAGCGCGGCUGGAGCCUCUCCCGCUGCUCUGAGCGCUGGGAAGGAGGAAAGGCGAGACUCGCAUCGCAUCUUCCAGAGGGAUCUGCGAAUUUGCGGAGGAAAGGGGCUGUUGGGCAAAUUUAAUCAGAUGGUUUAGCAGCGCCGGCGAGGCAGCGCCGCAUCGCUGUGCUCCGGCCCCACCAUGGGCACCGGCAUGUGCUCCAGGAGGCAGAAGGGGCUCCUGCAGACCGCCUUCUGCCUGGUCACCGUGGCGUGCCUGGGCUCCGGAGUUUUCCUCUACAACCACUUGCAGCAGAAGGUGCGGAACGCAGAAGCCCUGGCCCAGAAAUACAAACAGCAGCAGGAAGCGCUGUCAGCGCAGCUCCAAGUGGUGUACGAGCACAGGUCCCGGCUGGAACGGUCCCUGCAGAAGGAGCGAGGGGAGCACAAGAAGACAAAGGAAGAUUUUUUAGUGUACAAGUUAGAAGCUCAGGAAGCUCUCAACAAGGAGAAGCAAGACUCCAUGAACAGAUAUGGGGCCCUCAGCUCCCAGCACAAGAUCCUGAAGAACCAGCACGACGAUGUCAAGAAGCAGCUGCUUGACCUGCAGGUGCAGCACAACAGCCUGAAGCUGGAACACCGCAAGACACUGGAGAGCCACAGCCAGAAAUACGCCCAGCUGCAGCAGGAGAGGGACAGCGAGGUCACCAGCCUGCAGGAUACAGUGUUUAAACUCAGGGAGGAGAGCAAGCUCCUUCGGAAGGCCCACCAGGAGGUUCACUCCCAGCUCCUUAAUGCCCAGGCCCAGAUGGAAGAGUUCAGGCAGCUCAAGGAAGCUCUACAGAAGAUGCCAGGCUUCAGAGGAGGAGGAGGAGGAGCUGGGAAGGGGCAGCAGCCCGUGGUGCCAGCCCACAGCCAGCUGCAGCUGGGGAGGCAGAAGGGUUUUCCAGUCAAUCCAGAGAACGGGGUCCCGCUGGCAUCCCCUGUCUCCGGGUUCCAGAGGCCGGCGGAAGUCCCGAUGCUGCAGGGACAGAACUCCUACAGCAAGGACGGCCCGAGGCCACAGCCAAACGUGCCCCUAACCCACCCCACCCCACCCCAGGAUGCCAACUCGCUGCCAGAGGCUGUGCCAGCCUGGCCAGCGCGCCGUGGGGACGGGCACGUGGUGAGGUUCACCCGGACCAUGAACAGCCUCCCAAACGGGAACCCCGACGUGAAGAUGGUGAUGCGCAUCCAGGUGAGGAGCCACGAGGAAAGCCAGGCUCCUGGGCUGGCCCUGCCUGGUCCCAGACAACCCUCUGCAGCAGGAAAACCUCCAGUUCCAGACAACCACCUCUCCCCAGGGAACAGACAGGGGCAAAUGCAAAGCUGGAAAGACAUAGUGAACAAGGUGAAUGCCCAGAUGGACGAAGAACAAGCACGUGGUUACCCAAAGAACCUCCAGUUUGAGCCCCAGCCUGGGCAGGAGGUGCAGAGGGGCAGCUCCCAGGCCCCCAGCCAGGGGAGAGGGGAAGAGCAUCACAGAGCUGAGCAGGGAGGAGAGAAGGAGAGGAUGGAUGAGGAAGAACUGGAAAUGGAUGCAGGAGUGAUUGAGAGGGAGGAGAACUUGCACCCUCAGAAAGAGACUGUUGUCCAGGAGCCAAUGAUGCCAGAUGAUGCUGCAGAUCCUGCCCAGGAUCCCAAUAACCAAGGCGAGGAUGAGUUUGAGGAAGCUGAGCUGGAGAGACCUGACUUCGAAGAGAAGGUGGGAGGUUUGGAGAAGUUCAAGGAGCCCAGUGUGAAAGAAGAGUCAAAGGAGAAGCCACUGAAGGAUGCUGGCAGACCUGCCAAGCCCAGGGAAGACCCAAUGGAUGACUAUCAAGAAGAUCAGGAGCAAGAAAUUGAGGAUCAUGGAGGUGAGGUGGAUGACAACGAUGACCUGGAGCUUGUCCAAGAGCGGAAGGACCGUGUGGGCCUGCAGGGAGCUGGUGGCAAGAAGGACGACUACUACUGAGAGACGCUGAAGGAAAACGGGAUACUCUCGGAAUGAGGGGAUGGGAACUCCUCCUGGGAACUGGCUCCUGUAUUAAACACUGCCCAGAACAAAGGCAGGAGGAGGUAACUCUUGCAGGCCCUGAGCAGGGGCCUUGCAGACGUGCGUUACAUCUCUGUGUGGGGGCCGUUGGCUCUCCGGUCGAUGGCAUGGAAGUGCUCCCAGAUUGUAGGAACGAUUUUAUCCUGCUGCUUUUCUUAGAAGCACUUUUUGAUUUACUGUGUUCUUCACCUUCUUGUUUUCCAUAUCCCCUCCACAGCUGGAGAGGGGUUUUUUUGUUGGUUUUUGGGGGUAUUUUACCCCCCUGGGCAGCAGAGGGGUGCCUGAACCGGUCCCUGGACUUACUCAACUGAUUGCUAAUACAAAGGAAUCUCUCUUCAUAAAACAUUUUGCUCAGUGGUGUUUCUUUAACACAGCCUUUUUGCUCCCCUCAGAGUAAGGUGGGAAGGGAGUCAGAGGAAAUUAUCCUGCUCUUUGUGUGGGCAGUGCAGGGAUGAUAACCAACCCCGAGCUCCCACAGAAGUGAUUGUGUGCCAGCAGUGUGUGUGCCUGUGUGUGUGUGAGAACAGCUGGAUCCUCUUCCUGGUGCAGAGACCUCCCAGUGACCCAGAGGAGAACCCUGUGGAGUUCUCCUUUCCUUGGAUUUGAGCCAUGACUGUCCUGCUGGGCUUGGAGCCUCCCCAUCUAAUGCUGUGCAUCUUGGCCUGGUAGAGCUGCUGCUCCCUGGGUUCCUGGAGAUGUGGGCUGGCCUGCACUAAGACAGGCUCUUCUGUGGUGUUGCCAGGGACUACCAUGCAAAGAAAUGGGAAAGAAGGAAUAUUUGCACCCCAACUAAUGUAAUUCCAUCCUGUUCAGCUCCUUUCCAGUCUCCCAACACUUGGCAGGGAGCUAAGAUCAAUUUUGCAUCUUCUAGACAGGUUUUAAUCAGCAAGUUGGGUAUUUCUAGUGUUCUGUUGAUGCAGUAGAUUGAAGCCUGUGGUGCUUUACUUGAUCUCCAAAAGAUAUCUUCCCUGACCUCAGGUAGAAAGAAGGAAUGAGUCAGCUGGAGUCCCCGGGAUUUAAGGAGGCAGCUGAAAGGAGAGUGGGCUUAAUCAUGAUAUCUCAAAGCCCAGGACCUGUUUUAGUCAUCCUACCAGGGCAGAGCUGUCACAUUCCCUGCCUUGUGUAAGAACCAGGUGUCUGAGCUGUCUCCUGCUUCCUCAUCCCCACUCGGAAGUCCUGGACCCUGGGACAUCACUCACCAAACGAAUGGUUUGAAUGUGGUCACCUGGUAAAAGAUCAGAGGAGAGAUCUUUGUUCUCUAUUUGGAUUAGUUAAACUUUUUUUAAUCCCUUGUUUGGGGCAUAUUUGGUAAGCACUUUUAGACACUUGGGAAAACAGUAUUUAUUUCCCAAUAAGCUCAGUCUUUUUCAUUCUGACAGUAUUGAUUUUUUUUUUCUUCCACUGGUUGUAAUGGAGCUUGAAAUUUGCACUUCAUAGGUCUUUUUGGUUCUUCAAUUUUUAUUCUGCUUGUGUUUCCUAGCAGCAUGAUCAGCUGUGCAAGUCCAGCUCCGGGGUAGAGUGGAGUGGUCAGAAUAAGCAAAGGUGCCAGAGGCAGAAGAGCAGUCAGUGGCAGCUCCAGGGAGUCUAGGAAAUGAUCUAUUAGCCAAGUGCCCACUGAGCCCACUGAGGAGCUCACUGCAAAGCUACAGGGGGGUUUAAGGCAUCCAAAAUGCCUUGAAAUGGUUAAUGCUGCCUUGGUUCUUUCUAUGCCAGCCCUGCUGUAUGAUGCAACACUGCUGGGCCCCCAGUGCCUGCUAUAAAUAGCACAUUCAGAACAGAUUAGCUGGACUUGCAGUUACUGGUUCAGAGCAUCCUGACCAGAAAUACCUCCAGUUCUCAGCUGGGCUGCCGAGAUGUCAUUGUUUCACAGCUCAGUGCAGGAUCCAUGACCACACAGACCAUGGCCUGGGUGCCAAACCUUCGUGCCCAGGCUGCCCCAGCGAGGUAUUUAGUGCAGCUCUGUGCCUGCUGCAGCUCAUUCGCUCCUCUCACGUGCUCCCCGUGGCCUGUGACUGUCAGAGCACGUAAGUUCAGCCCCUGCUGGAAGUGAAUCAAGCACUGGAAAUAGAAGCCCAGUGGGGGAGAGGCUGCACACUGAUUCAGAUGCAGGAGCUCUCUGGAUUAGGAGGCAGAUUCUCUGCGUUUGCAUGUCUAGGAUGAGUAAUCCUCCAAGUUAUGACUUGGAGGGAACUGCAGCAACUCAGGCCUGAAUGUAAAGCUCCCUGCUAGGAGGAUGCUUUAGCAACCAUAUGUCAUAUGCUGCCCUUAGCUGAGAGCUGAGCAUCUCUGCUCUGGAGAUUGUCUGCCCUGGCCAUAUCCAAGACUAAAAUUAGCAAGAGUGUUGCAUAAAUUGUGAGCUGUGGCUGGUUGGUGCUUCCUUGCCUGGCCUACAGCAAGUUGCCCCCAUUUUCAUACCAGUUCACUGUUUCUUCUAACAGGAGACAAUAAACUCAGUGAAGGAGAACCAGAAAAGCUGAAACCCCGUGGUGCUGGGUCUGUCAAAGCUGAGUCUGGCCUACAAAGCAAGCUGGGAUGCUGCUGGUUUUGAUGUGCUGCUGGGGGUUCACUGCUUACAGCAAAUCCUGGUGUUUUGCCUGAGCAGUGAACUCUUGAAGUGAUGACAUGAGAACUCCAGGCUGAGUUUUAUUUAGGGCACAGAAGAAGGGCUUGGGAAACAGCUGGGUUACUAAGAGAACAAACAAUGAGACAGAAGGUUCAUAUGAAGCCAGCACAGGCAGACUGACCAAGCCAAAGCAUGUGGCUUUGCUUGGCUCCUGCAUAGAUAAUUGUUUUAUGCUCAGAGCACAGUGCAGGGCCGAAGGACACGGGGCAGAAGGUGUAGUUAACCUGUAGUGAUGGUACAAAUUUUUUGAUGGGUUCAGGGUUUCCAUUGCUGUGCCAGCUAUUUUCCUUCCCUGUACCACAUGCCAGACUGUUGGAUCUCUCACCACAACUCAAAGUGAAUUGCAAAGCACCCUCAUAAGCCCCCUCAGAGGCUGGUGCCAGAUGCCUUCCCUGGUCAUGGAAAUGGUAACAGCUCUGGAGUGCAAUCUGCUCUCCGUAGUAGUUGGGAGAAGGGCACAAAGCUGAAGGAGGCAAAACUUGCUUGGUUUGGCUCCAGCCAUUUCCUGAACACCCUCACGUUUCUCUGGAAGGGCUUUCAGAUCUUCAGUUUUGCAUCCAGCUGGGAUUCCACAGGUGAGUUUGCCUCAGCCACCAAGAAGUGCCUUCAGCAGCACAGCACCUCCUAUUGCUCUGACAACAGUGUUUUCCAAGGAGAGCAGCCAUAACUACGACAUCAGCAUCCUUUUCUGUGCUGAUCCUAUUUUUUGAUUGAUAACUCUUGGUAUUAAAAGAGAUUUCUAACAACUUUUUAAAGGCUAGCAGGCACCCCCAUUAAAUUUGAAUAAAAACUAGAUGUGGAAAUAACUUAUAAUACUUGGUAUUGUUAAAUUAAAGAGUUCAUUAAGGACUAUAUAUUUUAAAAGGCCAGUCUUUCUGACAGGAAAGGGGGUCCUGAUGUCCAGAUCCUUGAGUUACCUUGUUGUUCAGUGCAUCAGAAAAUGAAACUAUUUAAACAAGUUCCACAUUGCUACAAAUAACACUUCUUGUGCAAAGUAACACCUUCCAUGAAGUGCAAGGUGUGUGAUUGGGGUCUGGUUUUUUUGUUUAGGCUGUGAAAUAAAAAUAGGCUUUGGAACAUUGUUUUUGUUAUAUUUUCGACUUAUGUAAGAUAAUAAACACUUCAAGAGAAAAUUUA
Molecule: messenger RNA, 6158 nt
Organism: Pipra filicauda (Wire-tailed manakin)
Lineage: Eukaryota; Metazoa; Chordata; Aves; Passeriformes; Pipridae
Product: Golgi integral membrane protein 4-like
Exons: 14
Coding region: 527-2317 (596 amino acids)
Cellular component (GO): Golgi apparatus; Golgi membrane
Source: RefSeq, a predicted model, not a curated record